This is a messenger RNA of Oncorhynchus gorbuscha (pink salmon), 1270 nucleotides long. RefSeq names its product gastrula zinc finger protein XlCGF17.1-like. The transcript is spliced from 3 exons. NCBI's taxonomy places the organism in Eukaryota, Metazoa, Chordata, Actinopteri, Salmoniformes, Salmonidae. The record is from RefSeq and is a predicted model, not a curated record. Gene Ontology annotation, biological process: regulation of transcription by RNA polymerase II. Gene Ontology annotation, molecular function: DNA-binding transcription factor activity, RNA polymerase II-specific; RNA polymerase II cis-regulatory region sequence-specific DNA binding. The coding region runs from base 216 to 1079 and encodes 287 amino acids.
CUGCAGGAUCCAGAGAUGGCAUCAGUGAAGCUGGAAGACUGCAGUCAAACACUGGAGCUGAAUGUCAACAUUAAAGAGGAAGAAGAGGAGGAGAAGAUUGGGACAUCGGUUUCUCAUGGUAAGAGCAGGUUUCUCAUGACUAUGUCCAAACCUAUAUUCAUUCACCGGGUCCUGAUUGUGACAGUGGAGCCCAGUUUGCACUGCAGGAUCCAGAGAUGACAUCAGUGAAGCUGGAAGACUGCAGUCAAACACUGGAGCUGAAUGUCAUCAUUAAAGAUGAAGAAGAGGAGGAGGAGGAGAAGAUUGGGGAAUCUGUUUCUCAUGGAAACCAUGUUGCCACGUUCUCUGCAUCCAGAGAGCAACAGCAGGAAGAUCAUAGCGCUAAGAGAUCUCAUCACUGCCCACAUUGUGAGGAGAUUUUCCCAUUUCUAUCAAAGCUCAAAAUACACCUAAAAAUACACACAGGAGAGAAUCUGUAUUCCUGUACUGACUGUGGGAAGAAUUUCACAACAUUAGAGGUUCUGAUCAUUCAUCAGAGAGUGCAUGAACGGAUACACACAGGAGAGAAGCCUGUGUCCUGCUCUGACUGUGGAAAGAGUUUCUCUCUACUGAGCAACUUAAAACGACAUGAACGCAUACAUACAGGAGAGAAGCCUUACUCCUGCUCUGACUGUGUAAAAUGCUUCACAACAUCAACUGAGCUAAAACGUCAUCAGAGAACACACACAGGAGAGAAGCCUUACUCCUGCUCUGACUGUGGAAAGAGUUUCUCUCAACUGAGCAACUUAAAAGCACAUGUACGUAUACAUACAGGAGAGAAUCCUUACUCCUGUUCUGACUGUGGGAAGAGGUUCUCUCUACUGAGCAACUUAAAAUCACAUGAACGUAUGCACACAGGAGAGAAGCCUUACGUAUGCUCUGACUGUGUAAAAUGCUUCACAACAUCAACUGAGCUAAAUCGUCAUCAGAGAACACACACAGGAGAGAAGCCUUACUCCUGCUCCGACUGUGGAAAGAGGUUUUCUCGACUAAGCACCUUAAAAAGACACCAAGGUCAACAGAAAGGACCAUUGAUCUGACUGUGGAAAAUGUGUUAAAACAACAGCUGAGCUUAAAGGUCAUCAGAGAGCACACAUAGGAGAGAAGUGUCGUGGAAAUUUCCUGUAUUACCAAAUCACGAGAGAGCAAACCACACACAAGUCAGAGUUAUCAUAAAGUCCAUCUUUAAUUAUAUGAGCGUCACCAUAGCCCUGUGACUCUCAGAUCAAUU